AUGUGUUUCCGCACCUGCCCCUCAUCGCCAUCACCCGCAACCCGGUGUUCCCGCGCUUUAUCAAGAUCGUGGAGGUUAAAAAUAAGAAGUUGGUUGAGCUGCUGAGGAGGAAAGUCCGCCUGGCACAGCCCUAUGUUGGGGUCUUUCUGAAGAGAGAUGACAACAAUGAGUCCGAUGUGGUGGAGAGCCUGGAUGAAAUCUACCACACAGGAACGUUUGCUCAGAUCCAUGAAAUGCAGGACCUUGGAGACAAGCUGCGCAUGAUUGUCACAGGCCACAGAAGGAUUCACAUCAGUCGGCAGCUGGACGUGGAGCCCGAGGGGCCAGAGCCAGAGUCAGAGAAUAAGCAGAAGUCUAGGAGGAAGCUGAAGAGAGGCAAGAAGGAGGCAGAGGAUGAGUCAGGCACCAAGCCCCAGCUGGAGGUGGUGCCUGAGGUCCCCACUGACACCCCUAAAGAGGUCCUCAUGGUGGAGGUUGAGAAUGUGACCCAUGAAGACUUCCAAGUUACAGAGGAAGUGAAGGCCCUGACCGCGGAGAUUGUGAAGACCAUUCGGGAUAUCAUUGCCCUGAACCCUCUGUACAGAGAGUCGGUGUUGCAGAUGAUGCAGGCAGGCCAGCGGGUAGUGGACAACCCCAUCUACCUGAGUGACAUGGGCGCUGCACUCACGGGGGCUGAGUCCCAUGAGCUGCAGGAUGUGCUGGAAGAGACCAAUAUACUUAAGCGGCUCUACAAGGCCCUAUCACUCUUGAAGAAGGAGUUUGAGUUGAGCAAGCUUCAGCAACGCCUGGGCCGAGAGGUAGAAGAGAAGAUCAAGCAGACGCACAGGAAGUACCUGCUGCAGGAACAGCUUAAGAUCAUCAAGAAGGAGCUGGGACUGGAGAAGGAUGACAAAGAUGCCAUCGAGGAGAAAUUCCGGGAGCGCCUCAGGGAGCUUGUGGUCCCUAAGCAUGUAAUGGAUGUGGUGGAUGAGGAGCUAAGCAAGCUUGCACUGCUAGACAACCACUCCUCUGAGUUCAAUGUCACCCGCAACUACCUGGACUGGCUGACAUCCAUCCCAUGGGGCCGGCAGAGUGAUGAAAACCUUGACUUGACUAGGGCCCAGGCUGUGCUGGAGGAGGACCACUAUGGCAUGGAGGACGUGAAGAAGCGUGUCCUGGAGUUCAUAGCUGUCAGCCAGCUCCGAGGGUCCACCCAGGGCAAGAUCCUCUGCUUCCAUGGCCCGCCAGGUGUGGGCAAGACCAGCAUCGCACGCUCCAUUGCUCGUGCCCUUGGCCGUGAAUACUUCCGUUUUAGUGUUGGUGGCAUGACAGAUGUGGCUGAAAUCAAGGGGCACAGGCGUACCUACGUGGGGGCCAUGCCUGGGAAGAUCAUCCAGUGUCUAAAAAAGACCAAGACAGAGAACCCACUGGUGCUGAUUGAUGAGGUGGACAAGAUUGGCCGAGGCUACCAAGGAGACCCAUCAUCGGCAUUGCUGGAGCUGUUGGACCCUGAGCAGAACGCCAACUUCCUGGACCACUACCUUGAUGUGCCAGUGGACCUGUCCAAGGUGUUGUUCAUCUGCACGGCCAAUGUCACGGACACCAUCCCAGAGCCCCUGAGGGACCGCAUGGAGAUGAUCAAUGUGUCAGGCUAUGUGGCACAAGAGAAGCUGGCCAUUGCAGAGCGGUACCUGGUGCCACAGGCCCGCACCCUGUGUGGUCUGGAUGAGAGCAAGGCCCAGCUGUCUGCAGCCGUGCUCACUCUGCUAAUCAAACAGUACUGCAGGGAGAGUGGAGUGCGAAACCUGCAGAAGCAGGUGGAGAAGGUGCUGCGCAAAGCUGCCUACAAGAUAGUGAGUGGUGAGGCAGAAACUGUGCAGGUGACGCCAGAGAACCUACAAGACUUCGUGGGGAAACCGGUCUUCACUGUGGAACGCAUGUACAGUGUCACGCCUGCUGGCGUGGUCAUGGGCUUGGCCUGGACUGCCAUGGGAGGUUCCACCUUAUUCGUGGAGACGUCUUUAAGGCGGCCCCUGCUUAGGGGCAACAGAGAGGACAAGGAGGGCAGCCUAGAGGUAACAGGCCAGCUGGGGGAUGUGAUGAAGGAGAGCGCCCGCAUCGCCUACACCUUUGCCCGUGCCUUCCUGAUGGAGCAGGACCCUGACAAUGACUUCCUGGUCACCUCACACAUCCACCUGCACGUGCCUGAGGGUGCAACUCCCAAGGACGGCCCUAGCGCAGGCUGCACCAUCGUGACCGCGCUGCUGUCUCUAGCUCUGGGACAGCCCGUGCUGCAGAACCUGGCCAUGACAGGGGAGGUCUCCCUUACCGGGAAAGUGCUGCCCGUGGGUGGCAUUAAAGAGAAAACCAUCGCGGCCAAGAGAGCCGGUGUGACCUGUAUUGUCCUGCCGGCCGAGAACAGAAAGGACUUUGCGGACCUGGCACCCUUCAUCACGGAGGGCCUCGAGGUCCACUUCGUGGAGCACUACCGCGACAUCUUCCGCAUCGCCUUCCCUCUGCAUGAGCAGCGUGAGGCGCUGGCCCUGGAGCGGUGA
Molecule: messenger RNA, 2534 nt
Organism: Cricetulus griseus (Chinese hamster)
Lineage: Eukaryota; Metazoa; Chordata; Mammalia; Rodentia; Cricetidae
Source: RefSeq, a predicted model, not a curated record